AUGGCCAUGGGUUUCGCGAGAUCUGUAUUGUCUCUUCUGUCGUUUACAGCUAUUGUUGUACUUUUUGUUUCACUUAGUGCUGCUGAGGCUUCGAUUCACGUCUACGAUGCUGAAAUCUUCAAGGAGGUUGGAAAUGCUUAUCUCCUCUCUGGAGGUAGCGAGGGAAUUGUAGCUUCUCCAGCUGUUCCUCCUGUUUCUGCUGAGCAGCAUUUCAGAUUGGGGAUCCACGAUGGCCUUUCCUAUAUCCGGUUUGAGAAUAUCACCUUCUGGAGGAGUAAGGAAGUUACUGACAAGAAUUCAAAUAUGGAACAUAGCACGGGCCUGGUUCAGGCUAUUAUUUUUGAGGCAGCUGAUAGGGAUAAUAUUGGUGGUUCUGCUUAUGGUGGACAAAGGUCAAUAUGUUGCACACCUGAUUUGGCAAAGCUUGAAGGUUGUAAGCAAGGUGAAGUUAUUAGGAGACCUUCUGCUGGGGAUCUUGACUGGCCUAUUGUUUUAAAUACACAGUUCAGUGCGAAUUAUUUGUCUACAAAUAUGGAUUCUAAAGAGAUUUACAUUACAAAGAGUGGAAUGUAUAACUUGUUCUUUAUAUCCUGUGAUCCGAAUCUCAAGGGGUUGGUGAUGAGUGGGAAGACAUUGUGGAAGAAUCCUGAUGGUUAUUUACCUGGGAGGAUGGCACCACUGAUGAAAUUCUAUCAAUUCAUGUCAGUUGCAUAUUUAGUACUCAGUCUAAUAUGGAUUUCUCAGUAUGUGAGAUUUUGGAAGGAUGUAUUGCAGCUUCAGAACUACGUCAGCAUUGUUAUUGUUCUUGGUUUGUCGGAAAUGACUCUUUGGUAUUUUGAGUAUUUAAAUUUUAACAAUACAGGAAUUAGGCCAAUUGGAAUUACAACUUGGGUUGUUACAAUUGGAGCCAUAAGGAAAACAAUUUCGCGUGUUCUUAUACUCUCUGUUUCUAUGGGAUAUGGCGUUGUAAGACCUACUCUUGGAGGUCUUACCUCAAAGGUUCUUCUUCUUGGAGUAACCUAUUUCUUGGCAACAGAGUUACUAGAUAUCACUGAAUAUGUGGGAACUAUCAAUGACAUAUCAGGGAAAGCAAGACAUCUCCUGGUUCUUCCUAGUGCAUUCCUGGAUGCAUUUUUAAUCUUAUGGAUUUUCACUUCUCUUUCAAAGACAUUGGAGCAGCUACAGGCAAAAAGAAGUGCUGCUAAGUUGGAUAUUUAUAGAAAAUUCUCAAAUGCAUUAGCAGUAGCUGUGAUUGCUUCAGUUGCUUGGAUCGGUUAUGAGGUAUAUUUCAAAGCAACAGAUCCAUUCAGUGAGUGGUGGCAGAGCGCUUGGAUAAUCACUGCUUUCUGGGAUGUUCUUGCAUUUGCUUUACUCUGUGUUAUAUGCUAUCUUUGGGGACCAUCUCAGAGUUCUCAAAGGUAUGCAUACUCGGAGGAAGUAGGAGAAGAGUUUGGUGAUGAAGAAGCCCAAUCUUUAACCAGAGGAACUCCGGAAGGUGAUAUUAGUUUAGUUAAGCAAGAGAUGAAUGAGAGGAAUGUUGAAGAUGAUGAUUUUGAUCCAGAAGAUGAUAUCGAAGAAGACAAAAGGGAAUGAUCCCUGAGAAGUCAUCGAAAAGUUCCUUAUGGUCAUGAUUUUUGCUGCAGAGCGUCUUUUUUGAAAACACAUCGAUGGGAAAAGUUUGCAAAAAUUCUCCAUCUUCAUGUAAGGUAGCUGUUCUUAAUUUUGUUGGAUAUCUCAGCAUCUAUACUCAACCAGGGAGAGUUUUACCAGUGUGACCAUGACAAAUCCAACCACUCCUUGACUUUCUAGAGAUUUCCCAGAAGUGACUGCUGCCUGUGUAUUUAACUUUCUUGAGCUUUUCAUUCCUGUAAAGCAUUAGUCUGCCAAAUUGUAAUGUGGACCUAUGUAUAAUUGUGGACUUGUCGCAUCAGAGGAGCUGUCCCCAAAUGAUCACAAACUGAGAACCAACCAGCAACUACAGGUAUGAAACUGUUUCAUCCAUUAGUAAAACAAUGUUGAG
Telopea speciosissima is the source of this 2020-nucleotide messenger RNA. Its product is annotated as transmembrane protein 87A-like. The transcript has 5 exons. Gene Ontology annotation, cellular component: membrane; Golgi apparatus. The record is from RefSeq and is a predicted model, not a curated record. Gene Ontology annotation, biological process: transport. The coding region runs from base 1 to 1593 and encodes 530 amino acids. Lineage: Eukaryota; Viridiplantae; Streptophyta; Magnoliopsida; Proteales; Proteaceae.